AUGGGAGUUACGAAGGAUUAUUUGCGUUAUAAUUUGAGUGGUACUUGUAAUAUCAUUGCAUCAACAAAUGGAGUUUUAGUAGCUAUUACUGAUUCUAUCUGUGCUGUUGCUGCAUGUGAAAAUGUAUAUUUCUAUAAUUUAAGAACAUGCGAAAAGAAAAUAUAUUUUCAAUUUGGAUUGAAAACAUGGAUGAUUUCAAAAUGUGAUUUAAAUAUGAUUCAUCUAUUUUAUUCAUUUUUUUAUUUUAUUCAUUAUAUUUUAAUCGGCUUUUCAGACAAAUGCGAAUUCAUAACUUUUUCUGGGCAUAAAACUGGUGUUAAUUGUCUUGCAUUUAGCCCUGAUGAACUUGUCCUUGCAUCAGGUGGUAAGGAUUCUCGAAUUGUAUUGUGGGAUAUUGUUAACGAAUGUGGGUUAUGUCGAUUGAAUGGCCACAAAGGCUGCAUUACAAAUCUUCAAUUUACUCAAAAUGGACAUUUUUUGAUCAGUAGUUCGAAGGAUACAUUCAUUAAAUUUUGGAACUUACAUACUGAAAAUUGUUUUUAUACUCUCACUGAUUCCCGUUCUGAAGUAUAUACAUUCGCGUUGCUUAAGAAUGAUACUCUGCUACUCGUAGGUACGGCGGAACUCGAAAUCCGAAUUUUUCAGUUAAGAUGGUUUGCUGAAUGUGAAACCUAUGAUGAAGAUUUAAACAGUAUCGAUAGGAAUACAGAAGAGUCUUGGAGCGAUGUUGAUGGCCAAGCAAAUGUUAUUUUUUAUAUAGUUUGCCAUACAUUGAGAUAUGUGCGGUGCAAAAAAUUAGGUCAUUUAUUUCGUCAGGCCAAGGGACGUGCUGUUCAAAUAGCUUUUAGCGCUGAUGAAAGAAUCUUCACUUGUUUAGGUGCUUCCAAUGUAGUCGAUAUUUAUCGAAUAUAUAGCGAUGAUGAAAGAAGGAAAAGAAUUUCUAAAAAAUUGCGAAGAGCAAAAAAGAGAGCAUGUGAAAGAGGUGAAACUGAUACUUUAGCGGAAAACGAUGUUGCAAAAGAUAUAACAACUAUUAUCUCACGAAUAGGCGAUUAUAGAUCAAAUUCUAAGUUUUUUGCUUUACAAGCCAACAAUGCAUUAAAUUUUGUGGUCGCUACUGCAAAUUUCAAAUCGAAUAAAAUAGAACAUUCGAUUUUGUCUAAUCUUGAUAAGUUAGGACAUCGGUAUGAUAUCAGAUGCCUUGCGAUGGCUGAAAAUGAUUUUGGUUUCGCAUCGGGAAGUUCAGAAUGUGCUAUUGUUUGGAAUCGUUACAGUUUGAAGAUCAUUAACAUGUUGGAGGAUGAUGCGAUGAAGGAAGUAACUGCAAUUUUGUUUGUCACUGGCGAUAAACAUUUAAUCACUGGCACUGCUGUAUCGUCUGGCAGUCUUUUUCUGUUCGAUUUGGCUACUAAUGAGGCAUUAGAUUUUCGAAAAAAAGCUCAUAGUGGCGUCAUAUGGCAGCUUUCUCCAACUCCAGAUAAGAAAGGAUUCAUCUCCUGUAGUGCCGAUAAAAAACUCAUAUACUGGAGUUAUGAAUUGGUCAAAGAUAUGUUUAAAAAUGUGCUUUCAUUCCAAUCGAGGCGCAUUCUGGAAUUGCCAGAUGAGGCUCUCUGUUUGGCUGCCAGCACCGAUUCUAGAUUGAUUUCUGUAGGCCUUUUGGAUAAUACAGCUAGGAUUUAUUUUGUGGAUACUUUCAAAUUCUUCAUUUCAUUGUAUGGUCAUUCAUUACCUGUUACAACAAUUCAUAUUUCAUCAGAUUGCAAAUUGGUGAUCACAGGUGGAGCAGAUAAAACUGUAAAAAUAUGGGGGUUGGAUUUCGGUGACUGUCAUAAAUCACUGUUUGCCCAUAAUGAUAUUGUAACUUGUGUACAGUUCGUUCCAAAUGAACACCUUUUUUGGUCAGCAGGAAAAGAUGGUUUAUUGAAACAGUGGGAUGCUGAUAAAUUUGAACAAAUACAAGUAUUGAGUUUGCAUUCAGCAGAAAUUCGUGCUAUAACACAGACAAACAGUGGCAGAUAUUUGAUUUCUGCAUCUCACGAUAAAUCAGUUCGAAUGUGGGAAUUAAGUGAAGAAAUUCUAAAUUUACAAGAAGAACAAGAAAUAGAAAGAGAGAAAGAGUAUGAAAAACGGCUUAUUGAAGUGGAAGAUAUUGUGCCUGGUGAAGAGCGAAUUGUUGAGGCUGAUUUAGCGGCUCAAAAAAGUAUUCAUAGUAUUGCAUCGGCUGAAAAAAUAAUAAAUGCAGUGGAAAUUGUAAGGAAAGAAAUGGCUGCUAAAGGCGAUAAUCCCUACGAGCAACAUAAUUCAUUGGUACAAUAUAUGAAUAGCUCAUCAUUUGACUUUUUUAUUCUUGAUAUAAUUCAGAAAAUUCCAUCAAGCCAUCUAGAAAAAAGUUUACUUAUGGUGCCAUACAAAUUUGUGCCGGAUAUUUUGCAUGCAUUGGGAACGUGUAUUUCAAAGUAUUAUAGAGUCGAACUGGCUUCUCGUGUUCUUAUGUUCCUAAUCAAAAUACAUCAUAAUUUUAUAAUUAAUUCUUCCGAAUUACUUCCUACAAUCGACGUGCUGCGCAAAUCUGUUCCACUUGCGCUGGAACAUUUGAAGGAUGUAUGUGGGUAUAAUUUCGCAGCAUUACGUCUUUUUAAGAAACAGAUUGAAGCACGCACAGAAACAAACUUUUUCGCAGAUGUUUCCGAAAUAUCAACGAAAGAAAAUCGAAAAAUCAAAAAAAAAACAGCCGUUUAA
Molecule: messenger RNA, 2739 nt
Organism: Dracunculus medinensis (Guinea worm)
Lineage: Eukaryota; Metazoa; Nematoda; Chromadorea; Rhabditida; Dracunculidae
Source: the annotation of a GenBank genome assembly